Pecten maximus is the source of this 2814-nucleotide messenger RNA. Its product is annotated as alpha-L-fucosidase-like. The transcript is spliced from 8 exons. Gene Ontology annotation, molecular function: alpha-L-fucosidase activity. Lineage: Eukaryota; Metazoa; Mollusca; Bivalvia; Pectinida; Pectinidae. Bases 20 to 1474 code for a protein of 484 amino acids. Gene Ontology annotation, cellular component: lysosome. Gene Ontology annotation, biological process: fucose metabolic process; glycoside catabolic process. The record is from RefSeq and is a predicted model, not a curated record.
UCUCGUGACAAUAAACAAAAUGGAGUCCCCAGGAGGCUGUGUUGGUUUGGUCUGUAUACUUUUUGCAGUAACAGCCUCUGUUGCUGUAAAGUAUGAACCGAACUGGGCUUCCCUAGAUUCCAGACCGCUGCCACCGUGGUUUGACGAAGCGAAAGUGGGAAUAUUUCUGCAUUGGGGUGUUUUCUCCGUCCCCGCAUACAAGUCAGCUUGGUUCUGGUAUUAUUGGCAUAACAGGGAGAAAUCGUAUGUGGAAUUCAUGGAAGACAACUACCCACCCAGCUUCACAUAUGCAGACUUUGCUCCAGACUUCCACGCUUCCCUCUACGACCCAGACUACUGGGCCGACAUCUUUGAAGAUUCUGGGGCCAAGUAUGUUGUUCUUGUAACAAAACACCAUGAAGGUUUCACAAUGUGGCCAUCUAACCAUUCCUGGAACUGGAACGCUGGUGACAUUGGGCCAAAGAGAGAUUUACUGGGAGAGCUCGCUGCUGCUGUGAGGAAGAAGAAAGACCUCCACUUUGGGGUUUACCAUUCCCUUUUUGAGUUUUACAAUCCACUCUUCCUGCAAGAUCAACAAAAUCAUUACCGUACUCAGGAAUUUGUCAUGACUAAGACCAUGCCAGAGCUUUAUGAACUUAUCAAUAAUUACAAACCUGAGAUCCUGUGGUCCGACGGAGACUGGAUGGCACCAGACACUUACUGGAAUUCCACCCAAUUUUUAGCUUGGUUGUACAACGAAAGCCCCGUAAAAGAUUACAUUGUGACCAAUGACAGAUGGGGAUCAGGACUAGCCUGUAAACAUGGCGGCUACUGGAACUGCAAAGACAAGUACAAUCCUGGAAAGGUUUUGCCUCACAAGUGGGAAAAUGCAAUGACCAUAGAUAGAAACGCUUGGACACAUCGUCGCGAUAUUGUAUCAGGUGACAUCCUUUCUCUGCAUGAAAUCCUGACUUUCUUGGCGGAAACUGUUAGCUGUGGAGGAAACUUACUGAUGAAUGUGGGUCCAAAUGCUGACGGCCGAAUCAUCCCUAUAUUCGAAGAAAGGCUUAGAGGCUUUGGAGCCUGGAUGAAGAUAAAUGGAGAAGCCAUCUAUAAAUCUAAACCCUGGCACACACAACAGGAUAAUGCUACGCUUGGCGUCUGGUACACUAUGAAAAAGACGGUGAACAUAACUGCUGUAUACGCCAUCGUCCUUUCCUGGCCCACCAAUAACACCCUCCAGCUGUUGGCCCCAGUCACCCAGACCAGCACGGUCAUCGAGAUGCUCGGUGUCCCAGGAAAAGAACUUAAGUAUAUCAAGUCGGUCAACGGAACCAUCGACAUCGCCUUCCCAAGCAUCUCUCCAAAUCAGCUCCCGUCUACAGAGGCCUGGGUUCUCAAAAUGACCAACCUCAAGAACCAGAACGUGUACAAACGUCCAGAUUUCGUUGACCUGGCUAAUGUUGUACCCAUCUACCUUACCCCGAAGCCAUAGAAACAUGUGAUCUGAAUGAAGCUAAAAAACCUACAGUCAAACCUCGAUGAUUCGAACUUCGUUGAUUCAAAUUUCUCGCUGUUUUAACAUUUUUGCUUGGUCUUGAAUUUCCUCACCAUAUAACGCUAUUAAUGAACCAAUGUAUGAUUUGAUUUUUUAUAAAUCGAAGUUUUCAUUGUAUCAAACUUUUUUUAUGGCCCGUUAGCUAGGAUAUUAUAGGUAACUGACAUCUCAUGAUUCGAACAAAAAAUUUACCUGUACUGACCACUGGACAGGUGUUUGUCGUGACCCUCGCGGCAAGAUUUCACACCCCUCCCACAAAUGCCAUGACUGACAAUAGGGAUAACGAUAGCGUGCGUUGUCACUUCCGAUCAUGGGGUUAAUUAAUAGUCAGACUAAACUGAUAGAUAAAUAGUGUAUUUAGAAGCCAUGGCAUUUAAUCACUCCGGUAAACCAUACCGGUAGUCCUCUUUCAGAUGAUCUCCGCCGCCAUUGAAAUCAGCGGUUGGUGAUUGAAUUUCAGGAACAGUAAAACAAGCAGAUCAAUUUUAAACAAAAACAAUUAGCGUUGUCUUCACUCAUAUUCAAAGUGUCACAUUUCAAACUUAUACAUAAAUAUCCAUGUGAAUCGGUUAUUUGUCAUUCAAUCAUACAUUCUCCAACUGAUCGGCAUUCUGUAUUUUAUAUGCACAUAACACAAACACACGUGUCUUUAGCAGAAAAACGUUAACGUAAGUGUGCAUUGUACUUUUGCUUUAUCUGUUAAAUGUGAUAUAAGUGUUUUGUAACAGAUACAUAGUUUGUUUGAUUAAAAAAAGCUUAGGUAUAAUUGAUGAAAAGUAUUUUUAUGGGUUUGGGGUAAAUUAACUAAACGUUUCGAUGUGAGCCUGACAGGCGAUGAUCUACAGGAAGACACCGAGGAAAUGUAACAUUAACAGCUAUGGUCAUUAUCAAGAAAACAUCCAUCUAUUGUCAACCAUGAAUAAUUUGAAGCCCUGCUGUUUUGAAGUUUUUCUGUUAGUCCCUUGAACUUGGAACAUCGAAGUUUGACUGUAAUUCAUUUUGAUCAAUUUCAUUUUACGAGACAUAAUGGUACCAAAGGAUUGAACAACUGCCAUUGCCAAUAUCAGUCCUCUUGAAAUAAUACAGGCAUCAGUUAUUGUCCUGUACGCUUGUAAUCUUCAUAGAUGGAUUGAAAACGGAGAAUUUUUUUCUCAUGGAAAAUUUUCAACACAUUUUAUGUAUCAUUGUAAUUAAUUUUGAAGUAAAAGAUCUGAGUUUUUUCCAAGAUCUGUUUGUAUGUUCAACCAUGUGAGCGAUACAGACCCUCUGAGCCUCUU